AUGGCGGAGGAAGAGACACCCACGCAUGUUAAGUCAAGCAUCUCCCCGGGAAAAGUUACCCUCUAUGUCGUUCCGGCAACUCCGACUUCUGGCGCGCAUGUUGUCAAAAUUUUGAUCCUGAUGGAGCUCCUUAGCAUUCCACAUGUGGUAAAAGUGGUACUAUCUCCAAGCGACGAUGAAUGGUUUUGGGAAAUCAAUCCCUACAGAAUGGUUCCAGCCAUUGAAAGUGAAGAUCUCGUUGAGCAGCCAGAAAAAAAACCAAAGCUUUUGAAUGUCUUUGAGAGUUGCUCAUGUCUUGCCUUCUUAGCGUUUACUGAUGAUUGCAGCGCAACAGGAAAUUGGUGGCUGGUGUUGAAGCGAAAACACGGAGAUUCUAUGCGGGAAGCGAUUGAAAUUUUCGCUGAUGCUAUCAAAAAAGAAUACUCCAUUCUCGAAAAUCGGCUUCAAAUUACUGAGCAGAACUACAUCGCUCUUUCCGACCGCCUUACUAUCGCUGACAUUGCGAUCCUACCGUUUGCAAAUGAAAAUAUUGCGGCAUCGGCAGGCAUUGACUUCAGUGAAUAUCCCUCACUGCAAGCAUGGAGCCGGAAACUUCUCGGUCUCCCACAGAUCAUUGCCUCCUUCGAACUGGUGACAACUUUUGGUCGUUGA
Botrytis deweyae is the source of this 651-nucleotide messenger RNA. RefSeq lists its product as uncharacterized. The transcript has 3 exons. NCBI's taxonomy places the organism in Eukaryota, Fungi, Ascomycota, Leotiomycetes, Helotiales, Sclerotiniaceae. The coding region runs from base 1 to 651 and encodes 216 amino acids. The record is from RefSeq and is a predicted model, not a curated record.